Xyrichtys novacula (pearly razorfish) is the source of this 30035-nucleotide messenger RNA. Lineage: Eukaryota; Metazoa; Chordata; Actinopteri; Labriformes; Labridae. The record is from the annotation of a GenBank genome assembly.
AAUGAACGUUGGAAAGAUGGCGACGGCAUACGCACAAGCGAGAGUCAACAGAGCCGGCGGAUAGAAAGUGCUCCAGAGAGACACCAAUCUGCUGUUUUUUGCAGAGAUUUGACGGUGCAAAGUGUGUCUAACGCCUCUUAGACAUGCUUCAGCCCAUGCACGGCUAAAAACAAGGAACCACUGCUUUGCUAUGGAGCCUCCGGAUCGCAACAAGCCCCGCAGCAGGUAUGUGGAUUUGUUAAACAGACACUACACCAUCAGAACCACCUCGCACUUGCCAAAUAGGGAGCUGAACGUGACACUGCAGUCGGGUCUAUGGCAGCGCAUGCGCCCUGUAGAGAAUCCGACUUCCUGUCAAAUAGUGGUGCGCGUGCAGUUUGUGCAUUUGCAACAGUGAAGUUGCAAACUUUUUCGAGCUGCAUUUUCAAGCGGAUUUAACUGCGGAUACUUUAUUCUUGUUUUUAUUUUUGUUGCUAGAGAAAAAGGCAAAAUGCUCGCCCGAUGAUAAGGUAACGUGACGAUUUAUUUCACCCGCAACAAACCAGGGAACAAGCUAGCUAACAUCAACUGUUAGCUGUUGAUUGUCACUUUAUUGUUCAGCCGAGAGUUCGCAAACUAGAAUAAACCGAGCUGAAACUACACGGGUUUUGCAAUGAGGGCUCGUAAGGUGAGCUUGAUAUUAUGCCGCUGGAGUUUGGAGGUUGCCAGAGCAUGCAUUUCAUCAGAACUUGGCAGGCUUUAGCUAGCAUGUUGCUCCACUGUUGUUGUUAAUCCUCCGGUGGGUCUUGGCGCUCCUGUUGUUGUCUCGGGCUGCACUGCUGAAUCAUUGUACAGGCACGUUUACCAUGAACUCUCUGUGCAUUUUUAGGGUUAUUUCUCAUACUGUUGCACGUAAGGGUCUGUAGAUUCGUUAGAAAGAUGAUUUUGCAGCAACAAAUGUGUACUGCGAUCACAGCAGCCGUCUCUACUCAGUGUUAGAAAUGAUGAAUCCACAGAACCAGCACCCACACAACAAUAACACUUCAGCUCAUAUCACAUACUUAGAUUUUCCUUUACAACGGGUCGAUACUGCUUAUUGUAUUUUAGUGAUACAAUAUUCCUUUAAAGGAUCUGCAGUAAUCCUCUAUACAAAAAUUUAAGUCAGUACUGCAAGACUGCACAAUAAAUCACUUAUUUAAUGAUUGCAGUAAAUUGGAGAUGAACAUUCCUGCAUGCAUUCACUGUUUUCUAACUGAUUUUGUGUAUUUUUACUGUGUCGUGGAUGCUUUUGCACCAUUUUGAUGAUUUGGGAUGCAUAAGUGUUGAAAAAACAGACUUUGGAUGCAAAAAACCAACUCCUUUCAGUUUGCUUAUACACCACAUUUCUUUUGCAUACCAUAAUACUGAACAAUAUCCUUGCACAUUGCUAUUUUCCCUGCAGAAUAAGGGUGUAGCAUCACAUUUGCUUGUAAGCGUGGGAAUAAUGAAGAUCUAAGUUUUGUUGUGAAGAAUGAAAAUUGACUUGAAGUCACAAGUUGUAGCAGAUUAGAUUUUUAUUUUACCUACAUGUAGCCUUUCUAUUUUAAAAACUUUACUGUUUUUUCUUAUAUUGCAAAAUUGCCAGAAACUUAUUUUGUCAUAGUCAUUUUUUUUAAUGUUAAAUACUGCAGAUGUUGAAUACUGUUCAAGUUAUUCAAGCUAGUGUCACUAUGUUUGAAUGACAGAACAAUUUUUAAUGCAAAUCUCAGACUUGGUAGAAAUUGUAAACACACAUGAUUUUAUUAUGUAUGUUUAAUUAACCACUGUAUUGCCUGAAUCUAUAAAUGGUUUUGUUCCUAUAAAGAAAAAAAGUGGCUUUGUUUAUAUCCACGUAGGAGUGGAUGGCCCCUUACCAUGAAGGCCACCAUGGUAUCUUGCAUCUUUGCUUUAGUUUCUAUAGUAGCACAAAACAGACAAACUACAACAUACCUGUUUUUGCCGCACAAGAUGCACUGGCAGGAUGAUGAAGAGGAAGAGUGGUCAUUGUGUGUAGAAGAACUUUACAGAUAGAAGAUUUUGAUGGCAGAAACUUGUUGAGUUGAGGAUCACAUGAGCUUCUUUUCCCUUUGAGACUACAUUCACUUUCAUUGCGAAGGGUGAGCAAGGGAGCGUUUCAAUCAAGAAUCUGAUUGUACCUUCAAAUUAAAUGCACAGAUUUCUUUUAAGGCAGUAGGAUAAAAAGAUGAGAAAUAUAAAUGAUGAUAACUACAAACAUCAUAACAACAAGGAUAUCUUUCAGUUUGUGGUUCUUUUUGUUACUGAAAUCAGAUUUUCUCUCCUAAAUUCUUACCAAAAACUAUCCAGAUUUCUCUUGCUAGCUAUUAUUGAGUUAUGCGACACAACAGAUUUGUAUCUACUCUUAUAAUCGGUGCACGCCAAAUUAUAUGCCACUAACCAAUAUCUAUCAGCAGGUUAUUGGCCAACAGAUUAGUUCUCAGACAGUCCAUCUGUGUAGCCCUAUUGUUUGUGACAUUUCCAAUAUUUACACUUUGACAAAUAUAGGACAACAUUUUACAUCAUAACAUUGUUAUUGGCUAAAAUCUUACUUGCACUAGUGUCUUUUAAAUGAGUGUUUGGUUUCAGUUGAGCUGUUAAUGUCUCAUGUAAGUGCACUUUAUGAGCCUAUUAUUCUCAGAAAUUAUAUGGAAGACUCUGUCCAACAUACCAGGAACUACUUUUACUGUGCAGCUUCCCAGUAAUCCAAAGUGAAAGUCCCCUCCAGGCAACAAGAACUGACAUUGUCUUCUAAUUCUACUCAGAUAAACUCCAUAUCUAGUAGUAGCAGAUACUGAGAUGCUUACUUAUAUCUCGUAGUUUUCUGGUAAUUCAAUAGCAAAGUCACCCCCACCCAAAAAAAGUAGAACGAUCCCUUUAAUCAGCUGUAAUGUCAAAGAUCAAUAAUUUCUGAAGUAAACAGUUAAACAGCCGGCCUCAGGAGUACUUGCUUUACCGCUUGCAUAAACUCUCUUCAGCAUUUUUACGUUGAAUGUUUUGAGAAGUCUGAGAUCUGACCUUUUUAUGAUUCAUCAAACUUCACUUGUUUGUUUACAUUUCAAGGUUAUGCAUGGAAAUGCAUACAAAGAGACAUUCAUAGAAAUGUUGUCCUCAUUUGCACACGAUUCCUAAUCUGAAUGUUUAAGUGUUUGCCCCUGACUGCCGACAGACAGACCCUCAGGAAUCUGCUGUUAUGUCUUUCUUCUCCCCUCCCAUCCAUCCUGUUAGCAUACAGUCGUGUGUCUGCAGAGCAACUAUCCCUGAGGGCAUUUAUCACUCUGGAUCAUCUUUGUCAUCGGCUAUAAUCCUGGUUUUGAGCAAACUGCUUGUUUCUUUGUCGGUAAUGAUCGAGUACCAGCCGGUUGUUAUUCCCCUACACCCUUGAGGCCACUCAGUCCGAGCCGGACACACAAACAGCUCGAGCGAUUGUGCAACACCCGACUUGUUACAGUAACUGCUGUUUGGUGUUGUUGCACAGAGAAACAUACUGAGGCAUUAACCUUGCGGUUCCUGGAAGCAUGUCAGUGUCUUUGGCUUUAUUUCAAUGGAUAUGUUUUAUGGUUUUUAGUUUUCAGUUUCAUUUUGAUGCUCAGUUUGCAUGCAGAUUUUGGGUUAAGAGUUAUGCAUGCACCGGAGCAUAAUUUUCCAAGAGCACAACAUAGCCCUCUGCCUUCCAAGUAUGCAUUUUAAUGAACACUAACUAUGAUUUACCCGAUAUGUUGUUUUCAAUUAUUCACUGGUGGGAUUUGAAACAACAUCCAGAACCUGACAAGUGGUUUUAAGGCAGAAGCUGCAUAUUGUUGUGUUGGCUGUAUUUCCCUGAAACUGAAUUCAAAUCUGAGAGAAGAAGACAGUUCAUGGAGCAUGCAAAAAUAGCAAGUUCCCUGUGAAAAAAGCUCUCCCCUCUUGGAAAACAUAGAAAACGUGUGUUCUGCUAUCUUAUCUAAAGUGUGCAGGUAGACUUCAGUUCAUUAAAAAGUGAUUAUUUGUAGUGUGGCUUAACUUUGGUCUCAUUUAAAGGAAUGACAGUAGUUCAGAAUAUAAAAAUCAUUAUCUCUACAUAACUCAGUCACGUAAAAGUAGUCUCAAACACUAGUGUUGCACAGCAUAACAAAAUGUUGGUUGUUUUUCAAAACCUACUAUGUCAAACAGUUUAGUACUAGAACAUGCCUCUGAUGUAAAGCCUUGCAUAUACUAUGUUGUUGACUUUGCACUGUAGCCUACGCCUUAGUGAGCACUACGUACACAUGCAUACUUUGCAAUAGAGUGUCUGCAUUGUUCCACAGUACUCCCCCUUAUGCUAGCUAGCAGUGUGAUUUCUUUGCUUGUCAUAUUGGCAGUUUCUGGUCCCGCUGCAUUCUGGUGCAAACAUUGUGAAGCUGAUAGAUGUGGAACAGCAGUCGAUUAUACUGCAAUUAUUACUCAAAGAAGAAAACAGAGGAGAUGCCAGGGCAGAUAGAGUGUACGGCAACCCCUAAAGAAGCAUAGUUUGCUGUUCAGUGGACUAAUCACAGGGCUUGCAGUCUGCAUGGUUUUGAGAUGUAGUUACUGUAGUUACCGUACUGAGGCUUCUGCGUUGAUACAGUACUGUGUGAACUUGACCCAAAUUUGUUGCAGAAGCAUAAACCAACAGCAAAUAUCCUGACCAGCAUGAUGAAAUACUGACUUGCAUCUUUACAAAGUGGCUGUAUCAGCAAGGAAAUCACGUCAGACACUCAAUGGUCAGGAAGACAUGCGCCUGUUAGUCAUUCUCUUUUAUACAGCCUAAGCCUCUGAUUCCUGUGAAAGAGGGAAAAGCAAUUCCUCUGCCUCAACACGUCCACUAGUGAUGACAACAGUGAGUCAUCUUGACUGAAUAACUCCACACUUUGUUCUGGUGAACAGAACCGGCUACUGGAGUCACUUUUGGGACUGAUUCACCCAUUAAACGUUGCCAAGCACUUCAGUAAUAGAUACCUUGACCUAGGUAUGGUGAGAUUAGCAUAUGAGCUAGCAUGCUAGAAGAAAACCUGAUUAAAACAUCACAUUUAAGAUUGAAUUGUGCAGGGGUCUCCUAUAUGCACAACUUUUAGACCACUAAAUAGCACUGGGCUGCUGGCUAACAUUACUUGCCACUGCUAUGGUGGCUUUGUAGAGUCAUAAAACAUAGCCAGUAAACAAGACGCAUUUUUAUGUAAAUUCUUGAAGAUAAUAGUGAAUCUUAGUGAACUUAAUACACCAGGAUAAACACAAAAAAUAAAGGUUUAGGAAGCGUUGGUAGAGUCUCGAUUUGUCAAUAAGCUAUGAAAUCCUAGUUUGACCAAUCCUCGUCUAAUCUGUUCAGUAUUGUAUCAAAAGAGUGAUGUUUCAGUUUCAAAUGUCAUUUCAGAAUUGAGUAUCGUGAUACUAAACUUGGUAUUGGUAUUGGGGACAAAACUAUGAGGCGCUCAAGUUUGGGAGCAGAAGAAGUCACUGCACACCCGUAUCCCGUACAUCUGGAAAACUGUUGAUGAAAGGCAUGAUAAGUACAACUUCACCAGGAGUGAAUAUACAGACCCGAAUAACAAACAGAUCCUUUUUCAUCACAAGUGUGCAUAUUUGUGCAGAAAAUAUGAGCUGACUGGAAAAUGAAAAUGGCCCUGAGAAAGAGAAGUUGAGUGAUUACUCUGCAAUUGAGGGUCAUCACUGUCGUCGCACAUACAGAGGUCCUUUGUCAAUAAGGCCUCGUCCUUUAAUUCAGUGUAAAGACAUUGUGGCUCGAAGGCAUUCCGGAGAUUUCAGGAUGUGGUGUCGUAGGCACAGUAGAUAGCAGCCUGUAGUCCCAGACACGCUCAUGGAUAGAACUCAUUAAUGCCUGCAUUUGUCAGGAGCGCAGGCUGUGCAAUACAGAUGGACCAUCCGGUACCAUUUCCUGUCUGCAUCCUGUCUCUGCCCACACCUGCUUCAGAGAGAGCAGUGCUACUUUCACAUUCUGCCACUCUCAUCUGUCAGGAACUCUAUCAAAAGGAUCUUUGUCACAUUUAACUGAAGCAAUUGUUUUUGUGGUUGCAGGACUAAGAUCAUGCAAGACAAGAAAUGAUAAGAGAGUUGAGUUUUGCAGAAAAUCGUCACUGAUGAUUAAAUGGAAAUUAACAUGCAAGUUGAAACCGACCAAGGUUUGGCUUCCACUCCAGAUUGAAUUUCAGAGGUGGAGCAGUCUGCUGCCUGCACUGUGUUUAUGAAGCAAGUCACAUAAGGUGAAAAACAUGUAAUUACACCAUUUACCUCAUGCUGCAGCCAGCAGUCUGUAAGCUCUGUUUACAAUUUGAUGCAUUCAGAUCAUGCGAAUGGCUGUGGUUUAUGAGCUUCUUGGAGUACAGUUGUUGUUUUUUUCUUUUGGCUAGAUGUUCAAGUACAGUUUGAGGCCAAACAUGAAGCACAGCAGUGUUUUAGUCUUCCUGAUAGCAAAAAAAAGGUGGCAGAAAGAAACUUCUCUGUUGUGCAGUUCCAGUUUGCAUUGCAGAGUUGUAUGUAGGAGAGGUUGGGAGGUCCACUCUUGGCACAGACACACUGUUCCAGAGAAGGGUGGGGUCAAGUAUGUUGUGUUCAUUGUUUCUGGAUUCUGUCAGGCUGUGGAGCAAAUUCUGAUCGCUGCAUCAGCUCUGCGUGUUCACCGGGGAAUGACAGCAUGUCGGAGAUGCUUACUUUUGCAUGCAGGAGCCUCACUAACAUUCAGAUCUGGGUUCAUGUGCAGAAAUAGAUUUCAUAUUCUAAUUGUUUUAUCGGUCCGGGCCUGAAAUUAGCAGUCUGCAGAUGCAUCCUUUUAUUUUUAUAGAGGGGGGGAAUCAAAAUCUGGAUUUGGCCUACUGAGCUUUAGUUGUGCCAGCAUGACCAAUUUAGGGGAAAGUGUGCUCUUGCAAAACCUUUCUCCUCCUUUUCCUCUCUCUAAAAAAAUCCCCUUUAGUUCAGGCAUUGUGAGCAAGUGUGCUCACCAACCAGCUGUGUGCUAUUCAGCUGUGGGCCUCACAGGCCACGUGUCACAACUAUACAAUAGCGUGCCCCUUCCUGGUACAAUGGUGUGGAUGGUUGGUGUCAAAGGUCAGGCCCCCCUGACUCUGGCAGCCCUUGGUAUCACUGCUUCAGUCACUAUACAGAAAAGACUCUCGAUUUUGUGCUGUUUAUUAUGCACUCAGUGUUUCUGCCUAGGGGCUUUAGCAUUCCACUGGCCUUUAUUGGAGGCCCAAUGAGCCAUCAGAUGAGCCAUUGAGACCAGCCAGACACCAUCUGCAGUGAUAAUUCACCAGUGGCAGCCAGGCAGGGACAGCUUGAGGACCAUAGUGCGGCUACGGUUAACUGCAGGGCAUGCAGGCCAGUGUUGCUCUCCGUGCAGCGUGCACAUAGGUUUAAAGAAAAGACAAAGAAUCCAAAAAGGGAGUUCGUGCAGUCGUCGCUGCAGCACAAGCCGUGCUUCAAGUCUGUCAUGGCAACCAAACAAACAACCAGCAGUGAUGGCGUCAUUGGUUCCGCUGUCAUUCCUUAGCGAUUAAGUAAUGCAUUCUGUGCGGAGAAGUGUCUUUUUUAAAACUUGGUCUCCUUCCCUCACCCUUGCAUGUACUAUUUCUGUCCUCAGACACCUAACACCCCUGCCGGUUUUGGAAUGUUUACAAAUGUGCAAAGAAUUUGAUCGUCCAUGUGACUGACGCGGUGGGGGGAUCCUGCGCUCCUCGUGCACUAAGACAAAUACCUGUCUCAGUUUUUGCAUUGCAAACGCACAGAGAUUUGUGUUCUGUUGCUGCACUAAAAGCCUUAUUGUAACUUGCAAGUUUGUACUCUGUGUCUUCUCGUGCUUGCAUACUGAAAAGAUCACUGUCGUGCUCUGCUCCUGCAGAACAAGUCCCCUCACAAUUUCCCAGAGUGUUCUCAUAAAAGGCUCCAGUGUUCUUCCAUGCAAGAGUUAUUCUGUAAUUUCAUGUCUGUUGUGGUUAGGAUGACUCUUUUACUGACGUUAUUCUUGCAAAGUCUUGAAUGCAUCCUGAAUCUUUUGCAUUGAAAGUUGCAGGAUUUGCAGCAGGUGUCUGUUUGCUGCACAUGGAGUCCACAGCUGCUCCCAGGGGACUCUGUGUGCCUGUGUGCGUGCGUGUGUGUAUGGAAACAGACUCUGCAGAGGGGCAGAUGGGUAAUACAAGUCUGGACUCUCACUCUGUGCAGUUCCUUGCAAAGCUUAAGCAAGUGAUUUCCUGAUUAUCCCCCCCCUUCCCUGGACACUCACACGCGUUCUCUCUGCAAGUGUGCGCGCCCCUUUCAACUUUUGUCUGCGCAGGAGCUAACGGGCGCGUGUUGGGGAAUGUCUUUCAUUGAGAUGAUGGAUUGGGGGGACACAUGGCGACCAGCACACACACCGCCCGUUUCAUGCCCCCCCUUCUUCUUCCUCUUUUUGUUUUUCUUGGCGGGUCAGACCUUCCAACCUCUCACUCUUAAUCCUAUUAAAAACCCCUCAGAAAGGCAUUAGGGAAUAAAGCUCUGACAUUGUAAUCUGGGAAGGCGUGCUGCUCGCACUCUUCACUUUUUUAUUUUCCCUUUUUCCCCAGAUGACGCUGUUUCAAGUGAUUAUAAUGUUUGUUUUCUGCACAAACAGAUACAUCCUGCUCUCCUUUGAUUAUCUUAAUUCACAGUGAGUUCUGUGAUUUUAGUAAAUGUUAACUCAGAGUUCACAAAGAUUGCAUGAAAAGUAACAUACUGUUGUGCAUUUUCGCUCUGGUUGCGUAUCGUCCUAAACGCACUUUGGGUUGUGAAUCACGCUUUUUAAUCAAAUCCUGACUUUUACAGAUUUUGGUCGAUGACUUAGCAGACAAAGUCAAUGAGGGUUACUAUUUCCCCCUCUCUGGUUAAGCCAUUAUGUUUACCUAGACUGAAAGAGGGUGCCAGCAGAGAGCCCACAGCUUAUUAUCCUGUGUCUGGAGGGCUGUGGUCAUGCACAGAGCUUUGCUGCCGUACAUUCGGGAGGGAGGCAGCCAGUCAGGCUCCAAAGGACAGACAACUCGUCAGUCUGCUGUUGGUAGAAGCAGACAUGUAGUCUAGUUGCAGUUUAGCGACUCGUUUGCCGUGGCAUUAGAGGAGAUUUGCUGCACACUCUGUUAUGGGUACAAACAACCCAGCACUGUUUGACCUUCUGCACACAUUUCUUUGGUGUCCUUGUGGUAUAACUGACAUAGUUUCAUGAUGCCAAAGCAGUGCCUUGCUUACUGUUAACAUCGCUUUCUGGUAACUGUACUGAUUGUAAAGAUGCUAAUCCGGCCCAGUGGUCCUCAAAAGUAUCAUUACCAGAAUUUUAUAAAGGGAUGUGAAACAGCAGUGUUCAACAACAACAUUAGUAACACUUCAAACACACAUAAUACUUCAUGAGGCGUGAUGUCUUCAUGCAGUUGUGGUCUAAUUGCUCGCAGAAAGAGAGCACGAAGCCGGAGCACCGUGGGCAGAGUUUGAACCGAACUGCUCGUUCCUGAUACUGACAGUAUUUACAGGCUCUGUCGACGCUUUGUUCUCUACUCUGUUUUCUGAAGGUUCAGCUGUUUUGUUUCUUUAUUUCCACCGACAGUCAGUUUCCGUGUUUUUUUUUUUUGUCUUGUCAGUCAAAACUGAAACUUCUUGCACAAAGAUAAAAAUGUGGCAGAUAAACAUAAACUUGAUCAUGAAAGUGUUUGUUGCAGAAAUUAACAGUUGCAUUGAAUUCACUGCUCUGAACUCAUAUUUAGGGAUGAGUAUAACUGUGAUUUUAUUAAUAUCAGCAUUGACUCUGAUGCUGAUUACUGAUAGUCUUAUCAGUGCUUCUCUCUGCAUUAAGUUAACUUAAAGAUUAAACACCAAUUGCAUGAAAGACAGAUUUAAGAUAUAAUGAUAUGACUAAAGACUUUUUUUAAUUAAUACACUUAAAAUUAGGGCAGAUACGAAUUCUCGAUUACGUUGAUUACAAAUAAUGAUUGAGGAAUUUUCGAUUACUCGUUUAUAAGCUCAAAAUGUUGAUUUUUCAAGGUGACACAAAGCACUUACUUCACCAUGGUAGGAGGAGGAAUAAGCGUGGUUUUGGUUUUGUGGAGCGGAAAAAUGAAUAAUGACAGGGGCUUUCCUUCUGCAGAGCUCCAGUAGCUCAUUAGCACUUCGCCUCUGAGUCGUGGGCGGAGACAGCACUCCUCUUCACGCUCUUCUCGUCACGCUCCUCUUCACGCUAGCUUACAGCCUAACAUUGCCGAUGUAGUAGAAGUAGCAGGUAACAUAGGAGCUAUUGAACUCUCAGAUUCUAAUGACUUUAGGGACAUGAUGAAAGCUAAUAUCAUAAUUAGCUUUCUUAUGAGCAUUACAAUCCGCUAACGCACACACUUGUUCCGCAAUCGUCCUCUGUGUUUCUCCUCUAUAUGCAGAGCGUGGCCUGCAUAGUGGGACUGUGGGGGCGGAGCCUGGAAUUGUGAUGUAGGAAAUCUCACUCUAUGUGAGUCUGCUGUUUGGGUCCGAUUUCUCGAGUAAUCGAUAGAAUAUUUGGUGGAAUAUUCGAUUACUAAAAAGAGUCGAUAGCUGCAGCCCCAACUGAAAUAAAUGCAUUUUCAGUAAUAUCCUUAAACAAUGUUAAUAACUUAGUGAAUUUGAUUAUAUCGAACAAACUGCUAAUGUUUUGAUUCUUUAAUCAUCAGUCAGUGUGAGCAAUAAUGCGCCCUGUGAUUUGUCUUGCAGCAUGUCGUCCCAAAAAGAAGGAGGUUGCAUGCAUGCACUUGCAGACCCAAAAUGAGAGAAGGGCUGCUGUCUUAAAAAAGAAAGAUUCUCUGCAACUACCACAGUCUUAUUAGUUAUAUUUAAAUCAGUUAAUAGUGAGGAUGCUCGUUACACUACCUUAUAUUUAGGUAUGCUAUAAAUGUAGAGAUGCUAUUCUGCAAACAUUGACGUCUCCUCUCAGCUCAGCACACUCACUUAAGGAGCUGGACUGACAUGUUUCACGAGGGCGUUUUUCUCACGCUCGUCUUGAUUUUAAAGAAGAGAGGAUAGAGCUUCUCUUCUUCUGUACCGGUUAAACUCUGCUGUAACUUGUUGACAAAAUAGCUUCUGCAAUUCUCCAAAGCCCCCCCUAGAGAGAUGCCUGAUUAUUCCCAUACUGAGGCUUUUUUUUUUCUCUGUUUUUAAACGUUGACAGGCAGGCCAAGCCAGUGGAAGAUGCAUCCCAACAGAACUCUGUGGCGGAUGAAUCCUGGGACUCUCCCAGUGAGGAAGACGAGGCUCUGUAUGGCACAUCUCCCCCGUGUACCCCCCGUCAGAUGAAACGCAUGUCUGGCAAACAUCAGAGGAACAGCCAGGCGAGGAGUACUGGAAGGUCUCCUAACAAGGGUAAAUGAAUUUGAGAUAAACUUCUGUGUAAAGAAUAAAUUUGACUAUUUUACUGACGAGGCGGGUUUGUUUUCUGGGUUCAUUUCAGCGGACGUGAACCCAUCUGUGAUAAGAGAGAGUCCCAGACCAGCAGAGACCCCUGAGGAGCACAGCUACAAGCAGGGCAAGAAACAGAGGGCCACGCUGCGCUCCACAGAAAGAGACCACAAGAAGACCUUCGAAGGCUCCUUCAUGCUGGACCCGCUCUCAAAGUCUGGUCCUUUCAGCGCCCUCAGCAUGGAUCCAAGGAAGCACUACCUGAGCUUAGGCUGCAGCAGUGGCAAACAGCCCGUGUCUAUGCCCUUUCUAGUCCGGACUCACCGCCAGACGUCCAGGACAGAUUGCCCUGCUGACCGCCUCAAGUUCUUUGAAACUCUCCGGCUGCUGCUAAAGCUCACGUCUAUGUCCUCCAAGAGGAAGGAGAAGGAGCAGCGAGGCCUGGAGAACAUGGCCUUUAUGGGCCACAAUAAUGAGGUCAUUUGGCUGGAGCUGCAGGCGUGGCACGCACGACGCUCCACCGGAGACCAGGACCUUUUUCUUUUCACUGCCCGCCAGGCCAUCCCUGACAUCAUCAACGAGGUGCUGCACUUUAAGGUCAACUAUGCCAGCCUGAGAGGGGCCCAGUGUGUAGGGUCGCAAAUAUUUGAGGGGGACUAUCAGAGCGCUUCAGAUCUUGUCAGCGGAGAGGAGAGGGGGCCUGCUGUAGCGGAAACCAACCACUGUGGAGUAGAUCCGUGGGGAUUUAGCGCCUUCUCUUCAUCAGGGAUGAAUGUAGCUGAGCCCCUGGGCUCCAGCGCUGACUGCAGGGAGCACCUCCAGCGCCAGCGGCUGGCGUUUGAGCAGGUGAAGCGUGUUAUGGAGUUACUGGAGUCUGUGGAAGCCUUGUACCCCUCUUUGCAGGCCCUGCAGAAGGACUACGAAAAGUACGCAGCACGAGACUUUCAAGGCAGGCUGCAGGCGCUCUGUCUGUGGCUCAAUAUCACCCAGGACCUCAAUCAGAAGCUGCGCGUCAUGGCCACUGUGCUCGGCCUCCAUGAUCUUUCCCGCAUAGGGUGGCCCAUCUUUGAAAUCCCGUCACCUCGCUGUUCCCGUGGAAAUGAAGAAGAGGAGAACGAGGAGGAUGAGGAGAAUGACUCAACAGCCACUUUUACGGCUGAAAGCGACACAGAGGACAGGGACGUCGAGGUGGAAGAGGAGGAGGGGGGAGCGUUAGGACACAUAACAGACGGAGAGUUGUCUCCAUCCCUGACUCCUAAAUUUGCUCGGUUGCUGUCAGAAGACGAGUUUCUCCCCGCCGCCUCUGCAGGAAGUGUAGAAAUGGCAGCUGGGGGAGGAGUUUUCUGCCCCACAGCCAUCUACAGACCGUUUGUGGAUAAAGCUCUGAAACAGAUGGGACUGCGUAAACUGAUCCUCAGACUGCACAAACUGAUGGACCGCUCCCUUCAGAGGUCCAGAGCAGCACUGCUGCGCAACACACCUGCACUGGAGGUGAGCCUGGUGUUUCUUUAGCUGCACACAGAGUGGUUCACUGAGUGCACCGUCAAUACGGAGUAUUAUUAUUACUGAUAAAUCUGGUGUAAUAACAGCAUUUUUGCCCCAUAUAAAUACAUCGGGGUCGUCCAAUUCAGGAGUUUUGUUGAAACAUAAACACAAAAUGGAUAAAUCAAUGGAUUCUUACCACGGAUGCAGGACAUAGGCUUUUAAUAACAGCCUGUGUCUAAUUGCCAACGCCAAAAAGGUACGACGGAGUAUUAGGGCCACAUUAAGAAAAAUUUAAGACUUUGGCGUUUCAGCAUCACAUUAUCUUAAGAAUCAGGACAUGUGCAAGAAAUGCAUCUUUUCCGCAGAAAGAACGAGGCGGGCUUGUAGGGAAUCGCUGUUUUUGAGAAGAAAUGGCUGGAAAUGGCUGUGCAGAGGCGAAAUCCCUCAAUGCAGCCGUUUAUAGCAAUACCGAUAACUGGGAUUCAGUAAGCAAAGUUGCCUCAAACUCUUGACUCUCCAAUUCUCAUUUUGAUCACUUUGGUUAAUAUACCAAAAGCAAAGAUAGGUUGUGACUAGUGCUGAACAAAAUAAAGGUCUGAAUACUGUUUUAUUACUUUAGUAUGAGUCAAAGUUGCUCAGUGAGAUUACUACUUGACCUAAGGUAAAUGACGUGAGCUCAGUCUGUUGAGCCGACAGUCUUUUCUGUCACAAAGGUAACUCUCUUCUUACCCGACGAUCACCAUGGUGACGUACUCUGAACUCAUAACCUGUUCUGUCAGAGCUUAAAAUGCCCUCUUAUUAAUUAAUGCCUGACAAUAUCCUCUGUGGUCUAUAAAGAUCAUCAGCUGAUCGCGUUGAAGGGAUGACGUUUUUGAUUAAACAGAACCACAAUCACUUUCUGUGCCUUCAGACAAAUCAAAUGUCAUUUAAUUCUUGUAGUCAUGACUAUUUAACACCCCCGACCCCACCUCUGUCUCCUUACUCAAGUUUAAUUUCACGUUUUGAUGAAAAGGAGGUAUCUACGGUGAAAGCAGUUUCUCCUGAAAACUUUCUUUUCAGGGCCGACUUUUCCAGUUUCACUUUGAAAUAUUUUACAUUUUUUUGUACGUCCCUCUGACUGAAACAGACAGCUGUAGAUAAUUUCUUAUUGUGUGGGAGAAGCAUCAGAUGGUGUUCCUGUUCCCACGUGAGCCAGCGCAGAAAGCCUGACUUUACAAGGAGAGUUCUUAACCAGAUUUGUGAUAUCGACUUUUUUCAGCCCGAGUUUGUUGAGCUUGCUUUCUGCUAGACUAUGUUAAUUUAAAAUAUUAUGUACAGGAACAUUGACGGAAAUUGUGCUUCCCUAGUUUUCACACUUGUCUCCAGCUGUCUGACUAAUAAAGGCAAAAAUUCUCUUAAUUAUAGGCAUUGUGAAGAAGUGCAGAGAAAGCUAGUAAAAGAAAAACAAGUUCUGUCAGAGUAAGAGUUUAUUUUCCAUUGAUUAUAAACUAACCCAGGUUUCAUAAUUUGUGAGCUCUGAUCAUUUUCGGAGCUCUUUUUGGGGGUUUAACUCAGCCUGCAAACGCACAAGGAACUGGAGCACCUCUUGAAUUAUUCAAUAUACGUCUGUAUGUCCAGAGGCUGUGCACAAGAGCCAAGAAGCUGAACAACAGUCUUUAUGAGAAAGUGUCCAGCUGGUGAUGAAAUCUACAAAUAUCCUGCUUUAACACCAUCCUCGUCCUCUACCUGCAGUUUGCAGAUUUCCCCGACCCCAUGCUCUACAGUGAUUACCUUCCAGAGCUGUCCCGCCACCUGUCCUGCAGCGGUCCGGCUCAUCCAGAGCUCGGGGCGGAUAUGGUUUCCUGGGAGGAUAUGCUGGACAUGGACCUCCCGUCCUUCCAGCCGGCGUUCCUCGUGCUGUGCAGAGUCCUCCUCAACGUCAUCCAUGAAUGCCUUAAACUGCGACUUGAACAGAGGCCGGCCGGAGAGCCUUCACUGCUCAGCAUCAAACAGGCAAGCAGAUACAAAACCGCUCUUUAAAUCCAGCAUCUGUUCCUGCUUUCUAACCCUCUUGUUUCUGUGUUGUUUGCCCUCUGUAGUUGGUGCGUGAGUGUAAGGAGGUUCUCAAAGGCGGUCUCCUGAUGAAGCAGUAUUAUCAGUUCAUGCUGCGUGGUGUGGUCACCGAUGCUCAGGGCUUACAGACGAAUGCCAAUAUUGACGAGUUUGAAGAGGACCUGCACAAGAUGCUGGUGGUAUGUAGAGUUGAAAAAAAGCACAAUUAACUUGUAAAUGUAUGCACUGUGAAUAAGAAGGUUUUAAAUACCGCCUGUGUUGUCAGGUUUACUUUGACUACAUGCACAGUUGGAUCCAGAUGUUGCAACAGCUGCCUCAGGCCUCUCACAGCUUAAAGAACCUGUUAGAGGAGGAGUGGAACUUCACCAAAGUCAUCACUCCUUACAUCCGCGGAGGAGAAGCGCAGUCUGGAAAGCUUUUCUGGUCAGUCACAAACCUGCAAACUGAACUUCACUUUAAAGUUAAAAGCUCAAACAAAGAGAAAGUGGGGUGGUUGUAGGGCUGGGCGAUAAACCGAAAAUUUACAGAUACCAAAAUUUAUGAUAAUAACCGUCGCAUUUUGCCCAUAUUGAUAUAUUCAGUGUCAAAAUAAAUAAAUAAAAGUUGGUUUUGGAUGUGUGUAGGUAGGCUAUUGUCUCAUGUCCCUUUAAGACGCUGUCCUACAUCAGAGGACAGACAGGUGAGGAGAUGGAGGACGGUUCAAAAGUCGUAGCUGCUGGAGCGGCGGCUGAAGUUAAUGUGGGAGGGGGUGAGCAGCUUGUGGAGUAGCUAUCGUCCAUUUAUCAUUAUUGAGUUGAACUGCUCAAUAUAUCGUGAUAUUGAUUUGAAGCCAUAUCGCCCAGCCCUAAGUGGUUGUUAGGAUGGCCCCUGUUUGGAAGAGCUGGCUGAUGUAACACAGUGGAAACAGUCAGGUGCAAACAGUCCUCCGCUUCAGUUUGUUUAGUAUGUUUCCGCUUGUCACACAACCCCUUUCAUAGAUGCAUUCGCACACAAAGCCGCUGUAGGAUCCCUCCUCACAUUUCCUGAUCAAUUUAAGACAGAGACAAAAAUAAAAACAAAGAAAAGAGCCAGGCCAUCUGCACAGUUUGACAGCCGUGUUGGUGCAGUUUAGACGUGGGAAGUAAAAUAACCAAGUGAAAAUUUAUUGUUGCUGUUCCUAAAUACAGUUUUCAAGUAUCUGGACUUUAAUAUUUGAAAAACUUAGGCACUUUCCACCUCUAAGAUUUUAACAUCACAAUUUCUUCUCUCUGCAGUGACAUUGCUGGGAUGCUGCUCAAAUCUACCGGAGAGUUCCUCGACGCUGGCCUCCAGAAAAGCGGUAAUGAAUUCUGGGAAAGUGCAGAUGACAGCACGGCCUCAGAUGAGAUUAGGUGAGACGAGGACUUUAUAUGUCUUCCAGACUCUAUUGAAAUAUCUUUGUUCCCAGAGGAGUCUUUCAUUUUGACUGGAAAUGUUCUGAUUCACCAGGCGGUCGGUCAUCGAGACGAGCCGGUCACUUAAGGAGCUGUUCCACGAGGCCAGAGAGCGAGCGUCCAAGGCUCUGGGCUUUGCCAAAAUGCUUCGCAAGGUGAGAGACGACAGCGGAGAAUUUUCACUUCCUUCAGACAGAAAGCCACAACAGUGACUUUGCAGUUUGGCGCCUGUGACUCUGUUUCCUCCUAACACCACACUUUGACUCUCAGCUCUGACCUAGAUUUUUUGUGUGCAUCCCUCUCUGCAGGACUUGGAGAUUGCUGCAGACUUUAGCAUUACUGAUGGCGUGACGUCUCUUCUGGAGGCUCUGAAGAAGAGUAACCAUGUCAUGGUGGGUUUGUUUUCUCUUGCUUUGGCCUGUUUUAUAUCUUUAUUUUCUUUUCUAAAUGUAUUAAUGUGCCUAUAAAACCUUCUGCUCUAAUAUUCAGGUUCAGAUUCCCGGUUUGGAGGAGCUGCAAAUGUUCGUCCCCUGUGGACUGAUGGAUCAGCGUCCUCAUAUUCUGCAGCUUUUAAACGCCGCUGCAGGAAAGGAUUGCUCCAAAGAGCCGGACGAGAUGGCCGAGGAUGAGGCCUAUCUGCUAAUGAGUAAACACGGGGCCGGGGACUCCACCACUGAGUCAGACUGGGCUCAGUGGGAUGGAGAGCUGCUCAAACUGGUUCCCCAGGUGGAAACUGUUGACACUUUAAGGGCCAUGAAGGUCGGUAAUACUUCUUAUUUUGGUUUGUGUGUGUGGGCGUUGGGUUGAGAAGCCUCUGACGGGUCCAAACGUGCUCUCAGGUGGAGAACAUGCUCUUGAUCGUGAUGCACUCGGCUCAUCUGGUGGCUCAGCGGAAGGUCUUUCAGCAGUCGAUGGAGGAUGUUCUCACUCUUAGCCGGGAGCAAACAUCGAGUCAGCCUCUCAUCGCGAGCGCUCUGGAAGAACUCAAGGUGCUUACAUAACCACACGCUUGGGUCUCUAACCAGUUUAAAAAAGUGUGUUUCUCUUGUUGUUGUUGUUGUUGUUGUACAAACAGGUGCAAGCCGGUGCUCUACUUUUAGCUUCUGUGCAGCUGCUGUCUGCCACACUGAUGACAUACAGACACUGUCACUCUCCGACCAGAUUUAACUUUCACAUCUGUUACAUUCAUACCCACAAUACCACACGUCCUCUCUCACAUCGAUUGCUAUCUUUCUUCCACUUCUGCUAGCUUUGAAAUGCACUUUAUCUGACCUCAGAUUAUAACUUUUUAUUCCCGUUUUCCCCCAAUUCUUCCCCACGUCCCACACUGCAGGACGAGGCACUACAGCUAUGCAUUAAAAUCGGCACUGCCAUCGACCGGGUGGAGUACAUGUUCACCACAGAGUUUGAAGCAGAGGUGGAGGAGUCAGAGUCAGCCACUCUGCAUCAGUACUACAGAGAAGCAAUGAUCCAGGGCUACAACUUUGCCUUUGAGGUACCUGGGGAAAAAAAAUAAAACUUUGCCUGCUUUGUAUAAGUAUUAUAAUAUGUGUAUUAUUAGAUUUAGAGGUAGAUAUUAUCGUUGCAUUAAAUCACAACAAGGUAAUUCCUGAUAAAUCUCUUUGUUGUUGUUGUUUAUAGUACCACAAAGAGGUGGUGCGCCUCAUGUCAGGGGAGUUCAGGCAGAGGAUCGGGGAACGCUACAUCGCUUUCGCCCGCAAGUGGAUGACCUACGUCCUGACCAAGUGUGAGAGCGGCAGAGGAACCAAGCCCAGGUUUGGACUCAUCUUUAAACUCUUUUCUUCUACUUUCUGAGGAAUAAACAGGGUUCCUACGCAAGUAUGGAAAAAUAUGGAAAUUGAUCAAUUUCCAGGUCUUAAAGAGAAUGGAAAAUGACAAAUAAAGAAUGGAAAAAUAUUUAUGUUUCCAGACUAUUACCACAGUUCUAAAAUACUGUUUCUUGAAAUAGAAAAAUAGGUAUUUCCAAAAAUAAUACUUAAAAGUAGGGUAUGGAAAAGUAUGGAAAUUCCAACUGUGUAGGAGACCUGGAAAAAGUAAACUUCACUUUCAAUUACAAUCAUGGCUCCGCACGGUCGUGUUGCACUUCCUUGAAGCUGAAUAAAUGAAGCGAUCACUCUGCCCCUCCCCUUAAAAAAGUCAUUUUGAGCUCAGAUGUGUAUGUGAUGCUGCAGGAGCAUCAACUAUCAUGCACCAGACGAGGACAGAUGAGGCUAAAGUGAUCUGAAUUGUGCACAAGCUUAAUCACAGCUCUUAUAUGUCAACCUUGUGGUGCACAACUUUCUGAUAUGAGAUGUCUUGAAGAAAGAAAAGUUGUUUAUCAUCUUGUAACAGUUAUCUGACUAUAAAAUGUGUUAAAAAUGUGUGCUGACAUGAUCCAGCUUGAUGUAGAAGUGUUAUUUUAACUCAUCUGUCUUUGUUAGUAGAAAGUUUGACACGCUUUUUACAUGAACGGUCCCGUUUCUCCCACAGGUGGGCGACUCAGGGUUUUGAUUUCCUUCAAGCCAUUGAACCUGCCUUCAUAUCAGCAUUACCAGAGGAAGACUUCCUGGUAAAAAAAAAUUUUUCUUUUUCUUUUUCAUUUGCGACAAAUUGCUGAGUCAUCAUGCUCUUGAGUGUUUCAUGAUCAUUGUGCUGAAUGUGCAUCCUUUUUCUGCAGAAUUUACAAGCUCUGAUGAAUGAAUGUAUCGGACAUGUGAUUGGAAAACCCCACAGCCCGGUUACAGGCCUCUACAUCGGUAAGAUUAUUCCGUCUGAUGUGAACUCCAACAUGUUAAGUUUGGGGUUUAUGUCAGUGCAUACACUCAGUCUCGAGUAUCAAAGAGGCUUUCAGGAACUCUGGAGCAUGUAUGUAAACGACCUCAAGGCUGCAACUCAUUUGAGUGACUCUGUGCUGCUCCUCAGUGGCCAACAGCAGUAAAGCCCGUUUGCCUCGCGUGAGUGUGGAGUUGUGCAGCUACGCCUGUGGAGCUGGGUGUAGCUGGAAAACAGCGUGUUAGCUCAGCAAACAUUUCCUGAUCAAAUAAAGACGGAGACAAAAACAAAAACAGAGAAAACAGUCAGGGUAUCGGCACAAUGGGACAGCCGUGUUCCUGCCAUUCAGGAGUGGAAAGUAAACAACAAAAGUGAAAAUAUUUUUGCUUUUGAGUUUUGUGAUAUGAGAUAUCUCCGCUUUAAAAUUUAUUUUACUGAUAAUUUUUACAGUAACCUCCUAUAUAUAAACACUUAACAUUCUUUACUCCUCCACUUUGCACUAGAAAUUAUUUAUAUAACACUUUCUAUGAACCCACCUCUUACAAUGCACCACAAGCACAUUAAUUCAUCCUCAUAAAUGCAUUUAAAACGCUUUAUUAGGGAUUGUAAAUAUUCAUAACAGCUUAUAGCAGUGUGUUUAUGAGGUGUUAUAAGCAGAGAGCAUAGUACCUUAUAAAGUUACGGUUUAUUAUAAUUCAAUAUAUAGAGUUUUAAUGAGUUUUUUUUUUUUUUUUUUACAAAAUAUAAUAAUUCUGCUUUGUUUAUUUUAGUUUUAACUGAUGUUAGAGUCAGAUGAGUCUAAAUAUGAGAAGUUUGACCAGCAGAGUAACUGUCUGGGGUAUUUUCAUCCGGACAACUCAGAAUAAUGUUUAAAAGUUUGAGUUCAACAUGAAUAUGAAGUAAAGACAGUAGAAAAUCAAACAAAUGUGGUCAUCCUCUUCCUCAAAACUCCAUGUGAUGAUGAGACUCCUCUGUUGUUCGUUUUGUAGAUCGUAUCAAAUCUGUUUCCAGAGUUUUGGAUUAUCUCUUGGUUUUUCCAAACGAACAGACUGUGUGUGGAGUAAACAACUUGUGAAUAUAGCUGAAGCGGUACCUCUACUUCUUAAUUUCUCUGCUGCUAAAGUCAUGAGUGUGUGAAAUUGUGCUGCAGCUAAAUCUUGUGGAAAUUUGAUUAUUUACAAAAAAAAUGAGUGUUUCACAGACUUAUAUGAUGCACUCGGCACACUUCUUAUUUCACAGGAGAUUUCCUCCAAAUUAAAAAAAAGGGAGAUUUACUCCGGAGUAAAUCUUCGGUUUCUCAACUGAAUCCAGUACGUGUUGUUUUCCCCUUUCAGCUCCUAGGAACAGUCCUCGUCCUGUGAAGGUCCCUCGCUGCCACAGUGACCCACCAAACCCAAACCUGUUCAUCCCCAACGCCGAGGGUUUCAGGUAGGUCCUGUAGAUAAGAGAGUGCUUUAAGGUUUAGACUUUUUCCUGCAUGGCUUAAUUCGCCUCUUAAUCUUUGCUUUUGAUGCUUUCUGAUGUUUUUGCUCAGUAGUUGUUGAGCUUGUGUGUGUGUGUUUUGUAAGAGUCAGUGGUCAUGAUUGUUUUUUGUGCCCAAUCUGAGUGAGUGAGUGAGUUUAUGUGCGUUUGUCCCUCAACCAGCCACUAAACCACUCCCUUAAAAGUCUAUUCGCAUCCAGUAAGCCCUGUCCCCUCCCAUGGCAGAGCUCCUCAGUUUGUUUUUUUUAACCACACAGCUCCCGAAGUCUCCCCUGCGACCUCCGGAACCAGCUUUUCCCCAACGGCCCUCGCCCCGUCCCUCAGGGCCCGGGGGAACAACACAGCCACACCAAAGCAGCCAGCAGCAGCCCCAAUGACGUCAGGUAGCUUUGCCCCCCAGAGUCACCUGGUAGAAACUGCUCUCAAAACACAAAAGCAGGAGCCGGCACAAAGGCUCCUGCAGAAUAAAGAAGGAAAUGCUUCAUUUUAUCUCAGGGUUUGAAUUCUGUUUAGAUUUUUUUAGCUUUUGUGUUAAAAAGAAACUCUUUCAAAACCUCUAGAAAUAAGCUUCAGCUGAGCACCUGAAACGACGGUACAUCCCAAAUCAAUGACGUGCAAAUAUAAAACUUUAACAGGCAAUGAUGGUACACCCUAAAAUUACAAUUUCUCAACUAAAAACGUGCAAGAAAACUCCAGCAUUAAAAUCUGACACCCGUAUAAAGCCAAUCUCCUUUUCUGUCUAAGUUCAGCAUCUCUAUGCUGUUCGUUGGUUUACUUAGAAACUAAACUCCUUAUAUCAAAGAUAAGUUUUUUACGACAGAGUUUUAGGGCCACAUCAAGAAAAAAAAGACUUAGAGAUUAAAGUCAUUACUAACGAGAAUAAAGUCUUAAUAAAACAUUAUGAUACAUUUGAUAAUGUGGUCCUUAUGUGCCAAAAGAUUAAGUAUCUCCUUGUUUGAGAAACCUAUAUUGAAGUACAUUUUCACAAAAUGCUCCAUGGCUCAUUUCAACAACAGGUUCAUCUUGAACAACAGGUUAGAAUGUAAGGACUUUAUUCUGACUUUAUUCUUAUAAGUAAUGACUUUACGACAACUUUAUCCUCGUUAGUAAUGACUUUAUUCUUAUAAGUUUUAACGACUUUAAUCUUAGUCUUCAAUUUUUCUUUUCGUAAUGUGGCCCUGAUACUCUGUCGUAGCUUUUGUUUGAUGUACAUGUCUUACAAUUUAGUCAAAAGGCCCAAAGUUUGCCUAUUAAAGGGAUAGUUUAUGUUUUUUUAGUGGGGUUGUAUUGACCUCUUGCAGUCAUGCGUCCAUUCUGAUAUCCUCACAACAGUAGAUGACAGAGGCAGAGGUGUUGACUCUAGCUUAUUGUGCAUCUUUGUGGACAAUUACGUCUGAGGUGUAUUUGCAAUUUCAUAAAAGCAACAUAAUAGAGUCAGCCUACUGGACAUGAAUAGCAGUGACUCUGUCGAAUAACAUAUAUAAGGAGUUACUCAUUCCUAAACUAACUGAUUUCUGUAAUCCAGCUGUCAUUGUGUUAAUCUAACGGUUUAAGUUGUCAUCUGCUUCAGUCUUGAGAUUCAUCAUGUUAGAAAAGACUUUUUGUCGGUAUCUGUGACGCACUGUUUACUCAUUCAAUCACAUUUGUGUCAUUAGAGAUGAGAUAAAAUCACUCUUGAUAUGUUUGUGAGGUGAUAACGAAUCUUAUGACUGACACAGAUGAGAGCUCAUAAUGGAAACCAGUUAGCGUAGGAACCAAUACGUCCAUUAUAGCAGCUGCCAGUCCUCCCACUGUGUGGCUGUGAUCCACCGCUUCCUGCUGUCCACAGAUUUUAGAACACAAUAGACCGCUAUAGCAGCCCUCCCUUCCCUGUUAGUACACCCCACUUCACAGCAAGAGGUAGUCAUGGUUGAAUAUGUAGAUCACAGUUUAACUCUGGGAGUUUGUGGACCAGCAUCCAGUAAGUAACAAGUCCAGGUAGAGGUGGGCAGACAUGCAGAAAGUCAAUAUAAGGCACUUGUCAAUAGCAAAUGUGUUUCCCAGAGAGGAUUCAAGUCAAGAUGAGGAAACCACCUGCUGCAGACCGGGUCAAUUUGACCUUUUUUUAAGCUCAUUUCAAGAAACUCCAACCAAACGUUCACAUUGGCAGAAGUACACGCUAUAUUAAAAGUUUGUAAUUUCUCCACUUUGCUGCACUGAUUGAUAAUCACUGUCAAAUCAGCCAGUUUUUCCAGUUUACCUUUGGUCUUUUUUCUAAGUCUGCAGACUGAAGCAGCUGAUCUUAGAGCUUCAGGCGGAGGGAGACAUAUCUGUAAACAGCAAAAUUAAGUGGUAAAACUGGACCUAUUUGCGGCACUCUGUGUCCUCGCUCUGUGCCUGACUGAGGCUCUCUGUGGGUAACACACUCUCUGUUGAGAAGCACCUCACACAACCCCAGUCAAUAAAAACAAGAAUAAUCUCGUCAGUUCUUGAGGCAUUUCCCUCCAAAAUGAACUUUUGAAGAUGAAUAAUGAAUGCAUUGAUGCCACAUUUACAGCAUGGCUGUUCAUACAUGGUAGUUUUAAUCAUACAAGACUCGCUCCAGCUUUAAUAAAGUUUUAGGAAAUGCAUCUUAAUAAUAAUAAAAAUAAUAACAUGCAUGGUAGUGGACUCGCAGAAACCCUCAAAUGUCACUGAACCAGCAAAAUGGACUCAAACAGGUCUGAUACCAGUCACAGGAAGAGACUGAUUGUUGUGCAUGGUGUGAAAAUGACCAACAAAAAAACCACACACUACCUCAUUGAAGAGUGGGCUAUGAUGUUCGGCUUAUUAGUGCUUUAACUUCAGUCUGGCUUUGAUGCUGGUGGUUCACAGCUGUUAGAGUUUGGGCUUUUCUUGUGUGCGCUUUUAGAGUCAGAACAUGCACUCCAGAUCUAACCUUCAAGUGUGUCUGAGCUGUUUAAUGACUCUGAUGAUGCAUGCUGAACUUUUAAUGGGUUUCAAAAGGCAAGCUGGGAAUUGGUUCAAUCUCUGCUUCUCUUUAGAGGUCAGACGAGUUUUUGUCAGGUUCUGAAUUUCUGUCAUAGAAUAGAGAAAGUCAGUGUCUGUGUGAUUUUUAUUCUUACCUGUCUGAAAAAGCACUUGAGUAAAAGAUUUCUAUCACUUCUGCGAGUGAAAAAGACCUUUUUUUCAUUCAGCAGUGCUCCGUAAUGUUAAAUCUUCUACAUUAAAUCAAAGGUGAAGGAAACACGUUCCAGCAUAGCGUACAUAAUCAUCCUGGAAGCGUAGAAACUAAGUGCAGUUUUGGCAGAAGUUAGUCCUCUCUGUUUUAACUUUAUUAUUAACAGAUAAAACCUCCUGACGGUGAGAACCAGUCGUUUUUAAACGAGGCAGAGUGUUGCAUCACGUUCCUCCGUGUCCUUACAGGGGAUCCAGUUUCCACGAGAACGACCGUCUGUCCACAGUCGCAGCAGAGCUGAAUUUCAAAUCUCUGAGCCGACACUCCAGCCCCACAGAGGACAGGGAAGGUGGGUGAUCUGCAUGCUCUGAAACCAACCUGUUCACGUUAAAUCUGCUUGCUGUACUGAGUAUCAUUCUUAUGAUUCCUUUGAUUAGAGCCCUCCUAUCCGAAGGGAGACCCUAACAGCGCUGCACGGAGAAGCUGGGAGCUUCGCACUUUCAUCAGCCAGUCCAAGGGUGAGAUUUAGGAGUGAGACCUGAAUGAUAUCGAAAGAAACUAACAUAGAGAGUGUGGAAAAAAACAGGCAUUUAUAUUCAACAAGUAUUUUGUGUGCCUAUGAAACAGUUAAAACUUCCAGUAAUACAAUUAUAUUUUUUUAUUAUUUGUAUUUUUGAGUUUAUUUUCUGCCUUUUAAAUGAAUCUCCAGAAACAAAAAAGGAAGAGAUACUAAGGAGGUUGAUUUACCUUCGAUUAGCUGUCUGCACGUGUGUCUCGAACAUUAAAGGGCAUCAGGACAGGCAGGAAUACACCGUCUUAAAUUAAGUCUCGUUUAAUUGACCUUCCCUGAGGCAUCUAAUCUUCCACCAGCAUGAUGCAUGUUUACAUUUACAGCCAUGUGACACACAGACACAGACUCUUCAUGCACAGCUGUUAGGCCUCUGUGUGUUCAAAUGAGGGUCUGCAUUAAAGUGAUAUCAUAUAGAUGCUUAUUAUAGAUUAAUCCUGGAAAACUAGGGGGUGGUGACAGAAAUGUCUCAGGUCAUAUGGCUGACAUUUACACACCCUGACCAUUGCACAUGGACACGUCAUAUUUGGUUGGUCGAAUAAUAUGUGUUAAACUUUCAGUCCUAAUACAGACUAUUGGUCUGAGUUCUCCCAGAGUCUAAAAUUAAGCUCCUUUUCUUACUUUCUCUACAGGCCUCUCAAUUUUUUGUCCACCACUCCUUUAGAUCAGGUACAACCCCACAGAGAUGAUGUUAAAAAGUGGACAUAUCAGAUAAGAGGGAUGAGAUAAACAUGACAUAAACAAAAAAAAAGUCAUCAAAAGGCAGGCUGAAAAGAUUUUUUUAAAAAACUGAAUUUAUUUUCCUCCCAAAAACACGUCUAGAAAAGGUUUCCUCUUUAUUUUGGUCUGUUUUUUCUUUAUGAGAGAGUCAGUGGGGUCGAGGGAAAAUAGAGGGACAUGCAGCUAAAGGGUAAGGCCAAGAGGAGAACCUGAGAAUAUUGUUUUGUAAUCAUCUUCUUCUGUUUCAUCUCAGACACAGCGGCUCGACAAAGCCCCAUGGAGGCCGUCCGCCGCUCCAUCCGUAAGUUCGAGGACAAACGCUACGCCGUGAUGAAGCAGCGCAACAUUAUUGGCCAAGUGUGUCACACACCAAAGUCCUACGACAACGUCAUGCACGUCGGGCUCAGGAAGGUGACCUUUAAGUGGCAGAGGGGCAACAAGAUCGGUAAGGCGUCCUCCUGUCGUGAUGUGGGUGAUUCAGAGCACAUGCAGGUGGUGAUGUCAUGUUUUCAUGUCAAUAACAGGUGAGGGCCAGUACGGGAAGGUGUACACCUGCAUCAAUGUUGACACUGGAGAGCUAAUGGCCAUGAAGGAGGUAACCAGUCCAGCAAGAUCACUUUAAUAGCACCUAAAUUAGUCACUGAACACAGAGGGAGUGGUAACUCUUUGAAUUUGUUGUUUUGAACCAGAUCCGAUUCCAGCCCAACGAUCACAAAACAAUCAAAGAGACCGCAGACGAGCUGAAGAUAUUUGAAGGCAUUAAGCACCCAAACCUGGUGCGAUACUUUGGGGUGGAGCUCCAUCGGGUAAGAGACACACUGUCAUCCAUAUUCAACCAUGUUUUUAUGACUCAAGUGAUGACUUAAAUAUAUAAGAUGGACCAGAACAAGUAUUUUUUCAUACCAAAGGGAGGGAUAAGACUUGGAUUUGGCAUUAUCUGUGAAUAUAGAUGCAAAAAGCUUUUAGAUGAUUUUAAACUAGGGUGACCUUACGUCCUCUUUUACCCAGACAUGUCCUCUUUUUUGGGGGCUGUUCGGCUAUGUCUGGCCUCUUCUAGGGUAGUUCAUUAAAUCCUUUUAAAUGUCCGGGGUUUUGUAUGCAAGUUUUGAGUUUGUGUGGCGUGGACUUACUAAGUAAGAAGCGCGUAAAAAACACUCGACCCGACCCGAAAAACUCAAAAUUUACCAUGCUUGAUUCUGUGACUCCGCCCCCACAUAGUCGUGUCCUCUUUUUGGGGAUACAGAAUAUGGUCAACCAAUCUAAACAAGUGUCUCGAUACCAUCCUAGACCUGUGACGGAACGAAACAUGAGCUGGGCUAAAACUUUUAGUUUCAGGGGUGCCAGUUAGCCGAGCAGUUAACGCACUUUUCCCAUAUAGUCCCUGUCACAGCCCCACAUUAUCUGUCCCUUUUUAGCUUUCCUGUUUAGUAAAGGCCAAAAGUUUAGGUUUGUUUCAGACACAGUGGAGCAGAGCAAAGGAAAGUAAGUACUACAGAGACCACUGUCUGAUGCUUGUCCAUUAUCCUUUGCACUCUGCUCUUUGCUUCAGAUGUAUCAGAGCUAAAAUAGAGGAGCAGAUGAUCUUGAAACUGUGGAUGCUACAGCAGCUUUUCAAUCAGACAUGUUUGGGCAUUUCGGUUUCUUUGUGUAAAGAAAUGAGGAAGGACAAAAGGAAUCAGACAAACCAGAAACAGUUUGUAGACACUGCCAGACCGAUGCGACCGACAUGUUGAGGAAUACGAGUAAUUCGAGAAGACACUCUGAGAAUCCUCAUCCCCACCCCAAAACAAAUCCAGCCAGGCCGAAAGACUCCAAAGGAAGUGUUUACAGUCUCACUUCUACAAACAGUGCAAGAGCUCGAAAGAUCACAAGAUGCAUCGAUGAAUCUAGAGCUAAAGAUCCAAGAGUUUUUUCUGUGGUUGACAACAAAGGAUUCACAGGGUUAGUAAACAUGCUGGGGGAGCCACAGUUUGAUUCCCAGCAGAGCCAAACUAAAGUCAAACAUGAUGAUCAGCUCUCUGCAAAGAGUCAAGGGCUGAAGAUACACAGAGGACUUCAUGAGCUACUCAAAGCUACACAGAUGUCAUUUUUUCCACAUUAUCUUCAUGGUUUUAUCUCUGAAGCAGUUUGGUUUAAAACUUUCAAUCACACACUUUUGCAGGAGGAGAUGUACAUCUUCAUGGAGUACUGUGAUGAGGGCACACUGGAGGAGGUUUCCAGACUAGGGCUGCAGGAACACGUCAUCAGACUCUACAGCAAACAGAUCACUACAGCCAUCAAUGUGCUGCACGAACACGGCAUCGUCCACAGGGACAUCAAGGGUCAGUGUCACAAACUUACCUUGUAUUUUUUAAAGUUUUUAUAGACGUGUAAAAGUGCCGCAUCUUUACCCUCUGUUUGAACUUUGUUUAUCAGGAGCCAACAUCUUUUUAACGUCCUCUGGCCUGAUCAAGCUUGGAGACUUUGGCUGUUCAGUCAAGUUAAGGAACAACACUCACACCAUGCCGGGGGAGGUGAACAGCACACUGGGGACUGCAGGUAACCUAUUAAAUGUCCUUUUCUUUGCGUUUUUCCACCACCAGGGGUCACUGUGGCUUGACAACUCUAUUUACAGCGCCUUCUUUUCUAGCUUUCCUUUCACCAAACAAGCUCUGAUCUGUUGCUGAAACAAUUCUUUAUGUAGCUGAAGUGAAGAUGUUAUAUCCAUUUAUACUUGUGAUUCAUAUAGAACUGUACUCUUUAUGUGUAUUUUUAUACAAAUUUGAUCCUCAAACCUGUUUCUUUUUGCCACAUUAUGACACAGUAUGUUUAUCAUGUCUCUGCUUCAGCCUUCUAACUGAUCGUUUUCUCUCUUAAUCAGCAUACAUGGCACCUGAGGUCAUCACCAGAGCAAAGGGGGAGGGUCACGGAAGAGCUGCGGAUAUCUGGAGCUUGGGCUGUGUCCUCAUCGAGAUGGUGACUGGAAAGGUAAGAGAGGAUGGAGAAGAAAUCAAGGUUUACUAUAGUGCUUGUAUCUUUUUUGGUGAUAUUUCAGUACUGCAUAAUACUAAAUAGAAUGUAAGCAUCAUAAAUAAUCAUGAGACUCUGAGUGCAAUAGUUUUCUUGCUGUCUCAGAGUCUGUAAUUUUUCUGUCUUUCCUAAAAAAAAAAAAGUAAAACAAUUUUUUUUCUUCGUCUGAACUCGCAGAGGCCCUGGCACGAGUAUGAGCACAACUUCCAGAUCAUGUACAAAGUGGGUAUGGGUCAUAAACCCCCCAUCCCAGAGAAGCUGAGCACAGAGGGGAAGGACUUCCUCGGUCACUGUCUGGAGAGUGAACCUAAACGCCGCUGGACAGCUAGCAUGCUGCUAGACCAUCCGUUUGUCAAGGUGAGACAGAGCUCAUAGUUCAUACUGUGAAGUCCUGAUGUCAGCUGUCAAGGCUCAAACUAAACAUCAAUCAUCCUUUUUAUGAAGGAGAUGGAUGAAAUAUUGUUGGUGUAAAUGCAGUUCUGUCUCAAUAUGAGGUUAAAUAAUCAAACAAACUUUGUCAGUUUUACAUCCUAAAUCUUCCAGAUUUUAACUUAAGUAACAUAAAAAGGUUUUCAUUUUUAAAAACAAUAAGUUAAAUUUUUGGAUCAAAGUUGUACAUUGAAGGUAAACAGUGUGGAGAAAUCACAGAAUAAGACCAGGAGCUACUCUGGUUGGUCAAAACGUCAUGAGAAAAAAGGGACACAAGAUUUGCUCAAUUUGUGAUUUCACUGAUUGGUAAAUCUCCAACAGGAAAAUCCGUCUUUCAUCCUUGUUUUUUGGGGAUUUUUUUUACCUUCUUUCCAAAAUUGCCCAGUCAGUUUCAGGGCCCAAAAUAUAUGGAAAUGUAGCUAAACAAUUUGACAAAUUGUUGCAUGGCAACAGUGGAAGAGGCCCAGAGAGAGCUGGCCAAGCAGUCGCUGAUAUUAGGGUUUUUGAGACACUAAUGUGAGAUAGUCUUGUGAGCUGAAAAAUCCUGUAAAGCCAAAUAAGAAUCCUAAUGAAAUGUUUCACUCUGUUAAUAUUUCUCUUUUACCUCGUCUGCUUCAGGUUUGUACGGAUGAAGAGUGAACGGACCCUCCUCUGUGGCUUACAAGUUUACAAAUUAAAGCACUACUGUACUCGCUGUCAGCAAAAAAAAACAAAAAAAACAAACAGAACUGUGGACGCUGAGAAGAGGAAGAGACAGCUGCAGGCACAUGGAGUUAAACUGAGGAACUAAAACAGUAUCAUUUCAGAGGACGACUGGACCUAUGGAGUGUAGGGUUGUUGUGUCUAUAUGUACCCAUGGACUGUGGGGGGGAAAGAGGAGGAUGAAGGGGGAGGGGAGGGGUGGACUGUACAUACUGUAAGAAUAGGAGUGGCUUUAAUUCUUGUAUAAACAAUAUUGUAAAGUUUAAGUGACUAUUGCCACAUUUGUUGUUCUCACUGGUGAAGAGACCUCUGGAAAGGCAUUGAAGAAUACUUUUUUAAUAAAAGGGUGAGGGAGGAUGGGAGGGAGGGAGGGAGGGAACAAAAAUAUAUGGCACUUUUAAACUGUUUACCCAAGGGGCAGUUAAGUAGAGGAGGGAGGGGUCUUAUUUCAGUCGCCCGAUGAGGCAGGAGAAGGCGUGGUGAGCCUCGCCGAACAGAAGGAGAUUCUGGUUUAUGAAAUGAACACCAUCCAAAUAUUCAAAUUAAUUUAUCUCUUGUCAUUUUGCCGAGCUCGGGCACGAGGAAGGAUUAUUAUUUUUUUUUUAAUGUGUUGUUCUUUGCCUUUGCUGAGGAGUUAAAUGUCAAGUCGGAGCGAUGUUCAAGUCUACUGGUGAGGAGCUGUUCACGUGACUGGAGCGAAGCUGACUGAGAGGAGAACGAGGUCUGCUCUCCCUCCUUGCUGCUGAACACAAAAUAUCCACAAACGCACACACACACACACACACACUGACACACAACAGAACUUCUGGUCCUCUGCUGCUCUUACAGUGUUUGCUAUGUACAAACAAUAUUAAUAAACCAAUCGUUUUUUUAA